This is a messenger RNA of Psylliodes chrysocephalus, 4010 nucleotides long. The record is from the annotation of a GenBank genome assembly. Lineage: Eukaryota; Metazoa; Arthropoda; Insecta; Coleoptera; Chrysomelidae.
CAUUUCAUAUGCUGUUGAUGCAAAUGUCACUUUUACAUUUGCGAUAUGUCUAUUUUAAAUAUAAAAAGUCAAAACUUGGCGAAAUUUGGUAAACGAUAUUAUUUUUAAAAAUUACAGUUAAUAAUUAUGAGUUCGGAGAUUUUUAUGUACGAGGCUUUCCGAAGGAACAAUGAAUCGACAUCGAAAAUUACAAAGAAGGGCAGCGUUCAAAGUAGUCGCGUCGUGAGUGGGAAAUUGUCUAUGAUUCAGAACUAUGGAGGUUUGGGAAGCCGCUAUUUUGCCCGUUUGGUAAACGAUUUAGACAAAAUUUUUCAGGUGAAUAAUAUAAUAGUUUUUCUGUAAAGGUAUAUAGGUAUAUGUAAUUCCUAAAUUCCCUAUCAUUGUCGAUGUUUAAUCAUACGAAUAUGCAACCUUUAUUUAUUUAAACAGUUUGUUUAGUUUAUUUUCAGUACGCCAGCUUCAACUCUUCUUCUUUUGGUCGUGGUAACCCUCAAAUGGCACCAGCUGAUUAUGAUGCACUUUCUUUUGGUUUUUCGUUUAUGACCUCGCUUAUACUGUAAACGACAUUUUUUUUUAUAAGGUAUCAACCUUCCCAAGACAUUUGUAGCUUCGGAGAAUAACUCUUCUAUCUUCUUGGGUUAUGAAGCCAGACUUUGUCGCCUACCUCGAACCAUCAUUCUGUGGCUUGAGUAUCGUAAAGUUGAUGAAGAUUUUAAGAUGCAAGCGUAACAGUAUUACAUACUAUUCACCGGCUAAAUCUUCUCCAGGUUGGCAUCCAAACUCGAUAUCUCAUGUACGAACAGAUGUUUGGUUUGUUGAUUCAUUGAUGGCGGAUCUAUAGGCCAUUGUGAAGACCGAAAAAAUACUGAUCCCAAUUUAACAGAUAAUUGGAAAGCAUUUUUGACAUGUAUCUUAUUCAUUCCCUCUACCAUUCCAUCAGUUCCAUCAGACAGUGAGUACAAGGCGUCAGUUCUGGUUUUCUUCACGCAUAGUCUUUAACAGAUUCCUCGGAAAAGCUGACUGUCAAAAUUUCUGCCUUGAUCACUGUGGAUCUCCAAGAGCCCUCCAAAUGAGUGAUAAACACGUCUGUAACAGUUGCGGCCUCUUGAUUUGGAAUGAUGUAGACUCUCAACCACUUCGUGAAGUCAUCCAUAACCAACAUCAUGUAUUUUUACAUUUUCGGUAUUGUUCAUCCAAUAAAACCUUUCACGAACCGUCUGAAGCAGUCUAAAGGGGUUUCUUAGUCUUAGUAUUUAGAAUGACCAACUGUCCUCUAUUUUCAGAAUCAUAAUUUUCGAGAACUCGUUCUAAUAAGUCUUCUUUCAAGAAAAGAUUCCAACUGGGCCAAAUACGACGUAACUACUAGAGAGAAUUUUGAAACUUCUUGCCAAGUAGGCCAACGAUUUUCUUCUUUCCAUUGUGGCUUCAUCUUAAGAGAUCGUCUUCUGGUUCAACUGUAAUUUUGGUAUAGGCCCACACAUCGUUAACUACAGUUUCUUUAUCAAACGUGAUCAACCCCAUUCCAAUCAGGAUUCCUUGACCAACCCAUUCAUCUUGCUUCCAAGGCUUCAUCAUGAUCGGUGUUCCUUCCUCCAUAGUUCCUAGCAGCCAUGUUACUAUAUUGGUUUCACUUCUACAUCUACUGGCACUGUUUGAUGAGUGGUAUAGUUUGAACUGCUUAUAGACAUAGAAAGUUUUCCAGAAAGGACGUCUUGACUAUUUAGUUGGUAGAUAUAAGUCGAUCUCAUACAGAAACAAGAGGGUCUGUUAGAGGAAGAAGCAUUCAGUUGGCUUUAGAAAUGAGUGCUCGAGGUGUGUCACAGCAGGAUAUAAUAGUAAUUUGUAGCAAGAAUAAUGCUGAUCAAGUUAUAGGAGCUAUAUGUGCUCCUUUAGAUCCAGAAUAUACUUACGCAGAAAAGCAGCAUCUCUUAAAGAAAUUAAAACCUAAAAUGUGUUUUGGAGAUAUUAGAACAAGCGCGCAUUUAGAAAGGAUUCUGUAUACUUUAAAUUUAAAUACGGAGGUUUUUAGUUUCACUCAAGAAGGAUUAGAUAAAGAACGUACCAUUGAAUCAAUGGACAAAGGAUAUUUCAAAACAGGCGACAUGGGCAAAUUUGACGAGGACGGUUGGCUCUACGUAUCCGGAAGAAUAGAGGAUUUAAUUCAAUAUGACACUUGGUCCUUGAUACCAACAGACAUAGAAGAUUGUAUUUCCAGUCACGAAAAAGUUAAAGACGCAGUCGUUAUCGGGAAUAAUAAAGACGUGGUAGCGAUGGUUCAAAAGGUACCUGAAAGUCCUCUAACUGCCAAAGAAAUACAAAUUUAUAUUUGUGGUAGGUUACCUGAAAAAUAUUGGCCGACCGAAAUCAUUUUACUGGAACAUUUUCCUAGAACCACCAUAGGCGCAGUUAAAAAAAGCGUGCUCAAAGAAGACUAUUUAUUUCAUAAACUUACUUACAGUAGCAGCUGCAUGAUGGUAAAACAAGAAGAAGAAAAUAAACUAGGGGAUUCUAAAAGUUCCUUUCAUCAUACUCUGCUGCAUAAACCUAAGGAAAAUGAACCAGCAACCGAAACUUCGGAAGAAACUGUUGAAUUAGUUGUUGAAGAAGCAUCUCAGGUAAAUACUUUCUCUUUUGAAGAUAUUGAAGUAUAUGUCAUUCUUUCAACAGCUUUGGUUCAGGUAAUAGAUGAAAAAGAUGAAACUAAUUUAUGUAGGGCUUUAUUAGAUACUGGGGAUUCUAAAAGUUCCUUUCAUCAUACUCUGCUGCAUAAACCUAAGGAAAAUGAACCAGCAACCGAAACUUCGGAAGAAACUGUUGAAUUAGUUGUUGAAGAAGCAUCUCAGGUAAAUACUUUCUCUUUUGAAGAUAUUGAAGUAUAUGUCAUUCUUUCAACAGCUUUGGUUCAGGUAAUAGAUGAAAAAGAUGAAACUAAUUUAUGUAGGGCUUUAUUAGAUACUGGGGAUUCUAAAAGUUCCUUUCAUCAUACUCUGCUGCAUAAACCUAAGGAAAAUGAACCAGCAACCGAAACUUCGGAAGAAACUGUUGAAUUAGUUGUUGAAGAAGCAUCUCAGGUAAAUACUUUCUCUUUUAAAGAUAUUGAAGUAUAUGUCAUUCUUUCAACAGCUUUGGUUCAGGUAAUAGAUGAAAAAGAUGAAACUAAUUUAUGUAGGGCUUUAUUAGAUACUGGGGAUUCUAAAAGUUCCUUUCAUCAUACUCUGCUGCAUAAACCUAAGGAAAAUGAACCAGCAACCGAAACUUCGGAAGAAACUGUUGAAUUAGUUGUUGAAGAAGCAUCUCAGGUAAAUACUUUCUCUUUUGAAGAUAUUGAAGUAUAUGUCAUUCUUUCAACAGCUUUGGUUCAGGUAAUAGAUGAAAAAGAUGAAACUAAUUUAUGUAGGGCUUUAUUAGAUACUGGGGAUUCUAAAAGUUCCUUUCAUCAUACUCUGCUGCAUAAACCUAAGGAAAAUGAACCAGCAGCCGAAACUUCGAAAGAAAUUGCUGAAUUAAUUGUUGAAGAAGCAUCUCAGGUAAAUACUUUCUCUUUUGAAGAUAUUGAAGUAUAUGUCAUUCUUUCAACAGCUUUGGUUCAGGAAAAUGAACCAGCAGCCGAAACUUCGGAAAAAAUUGCUGAAUUAGUUGUUGAAGAAGCAUCUCAGGUAAAUACUUUCUCUUUUGAAGAUAUUGAAGUAUAUGUCAUUCUUUCAAUAGCUUUGAUUCAGGUAAUAGAUGAAAAAGAUGAAACUAAUGUAUGUAGGGCUUUAUUAGAUACCGGUGCACAAUCAAAUUUGAUUGCCAAAGAUUUUUGGGAUUCUAAAAGUUCCUUUCAUCAUACUCUGCUGCAUAAACCUAAGGAAAAUGAACCAGCAGCCGAAACUUCGGAAAAAAUUGCUGAAUUAGUUGUUGAAGAAGCAUCUCAGGUAAAUACUUUCUCUUUUAAAGAUAUUGAAGUAUAUGUCAUUCUUUCAACAGCUUUGAUUCAGGUAAUAGAUGAAAAAGAUGAAACUAAUUAA